AUGGCUGAGAGGACACUGGAUCAGGGCUCGGUUAGCAUCCCCAUGGAGGAGACAAAACUCCCAGGAGGAGCACCCCAGGAGGCCCCUCUGCUCACCCACUUGAAGAAAGUGGAGAACCACAUUACAGAGGCUCAGCGCUUCUCCCACCUCCCACGCCGCUCUGCUGUGGAUCUGGAGUUCAAUGAGCUUUCUUACACCAUCCGGGAGGGUCCCUGGUGGAGGAGGAGAGGUUACAAGGCUCUCCUCAAGUGUCUGUCAGGACGAUUCUGCAACAGAGAGCUGAUUGGCAUAAUGGGCCCCUCUGGAGCUGGGAAGUCCACUUUGAUGAAUAUUCUGGCAGGGUACAGGGAAACCGGCAUGAAGGGCACCAUCCUGGUGAAUGGCCGGCCUAGGGACCUUCGGACCUUUAGGAAGAUGUCCUGCUACAUCAUGCAGGACGACAUGCUGCUGCCACAUCUCACAGUGAGGGAGGCCAUGAUGGUUUCUGUCCAUCUGAAACUGAAUGAGAGCAUGCAGGUCAAAAAGGAACUUGUGGAUGAGAUCCUGACAGCUCUGGGACUGCAGGAAUGUGCUCAGACACGGACCAACGCUCUGUCUGGGGGUCAGUGUAAAAGACUGGCCAUUGCUCUGGAGCUGGUUAACAAUCCACCAGUUAUGUUCUUUGAUGAGCCGACGAGUGGUCUGGACAGCGCAUCGUGCUUCCAGGUAGUUUCCCUCAUGAAGUCUCUGGCUCAGGGAGGACGGACAAUCAUCUGCACCAUUCAUCAGCCCAGUGCCAAGCUCUUUGAGAUGUUUGAUAAGAGGUAUUGCGUUGGAAACUAUGCUGAUAACUCUGUACCUGUGUUGCUCAUCCACCAGUUGUACAUCCUCAGUCAGGUCAUUGAGGUGGCAUCAGGAGAGUACGGAGACCUGAACCCAGUUCUUUUUGAGGCAGUCCAGGGUGGACUGUGCUCAGAGGAGGGCAAGAAGAACUCCAGAGACAAAAGUGACUCUUCGUGUCCCUCUCAGUGUCUCAGUGAUACAGGAACACUUGAGAAGCAUAGCUUUGCCACCAGUACAUUUACACAGUUCUGCAUCCUCUUCAAAAGGACUUUUACAACCAUAUGCAGGGACACGGUGCUUACUCAUCUGAGGGUGAUGUCCCAUAUUUGUAUUGGAGUCCUUAUUGGCCUGCUUUAUCUCAAAAUCGGAAAUGAUGCCAGCAAGGUCUUCAACAACACCGGUUUCCUCUUCUUCUCCAUGCUGUUCCUCAUGUUUGCUGCACUGAUGCCUACAGUACUAACCUUUCCCCUGGAGAUGUCUGUGUUUUUAAGGGAACAUCUGAACUACUGGUACAGCCUGAAGGCCUAUUACUUGGCCAAGACUAUGGCUGACAUACCAUUCCAGGUGAUUUGUCCAAUCAUGUACUGUAGUAUAGUUUACUGGAUGACGGAGCAGCCUCCUGAGGCUGGUCGCUACCUGCUCUUCAUGGCCUUGUCAACAUCUACAGCCCUGGUAGCGCAGUCACUGGGCCUGCUCAUAGGGGCAGCAUCCACAUCUCUGCAGGUAGCAACUUUUGUGGGUCCAGUCACAGCCAUACCCGUCCUACUCUUCUCUGGCUUCUUUGUCAAUUUUGACACCAUUCCAAAAUACCUGCAGUGGAGCUCUUAUGUGUCCUAUGUCAGGUAUGGUUUUGAGGGAGUAAUACUGUCCAUCUACGGGAUGAACCGGUCUGAGCUGGAGUGUCCAGACACUUCGUGUAAAUUUCAAAAGCCAGAAGAGGUCCUGCAGCUACUGGAUGUGGAGGAUGCAAAGCUUUAUGUGGACUUUAUGGUGUUGGGGGUUUUCUUCCUCGUCCUCAGACUGGCCACCUACCUGGUUCUUCGCUACAAAGUAAAGUCAGAGCGUUAA
This is a messenger RNA of Menidia menidia (Atlantic silverside), 1890 nucleotides long. The record is from the annotation of a GenBank genome assembly. Lineage: Eukaryota; Metazoa; Chordata; Actinopteri; Atheriniformes; Atherinopsidae.